CAGGCGGGCGGCUCAUUCGAUCGCAAAGCGCCUUAGCGAGAGCACCAGUCUCUUCUUCUGAAAACCUGCUCCCAUCAUGGAUAUCGUAUUACAAAAGUCAAUCUUCAACAGCGGCCCCGCCAAAGGCCCGAUAUACGAGUCGCCCGCUGGCUACUACACGCCGUACAACACUCCGCCGUACAUAGCUCCGUACUCACCGGACCCGGGUACUUGGUUGGCGGAUCACCAGCCGCAGCACCAGCAGAUGCAGCACAUCAGGUUCCCUACACCGCCCAUUACGCCGCCGCGUCCAGUCACCGGAUACGGUUCCGGCCAAGCCCACCUUUCGCCCGCCGACCACCGUCACCACCAUUAUCGUACCGAGUCCGUCAUCAUGAAGGCCCAAGGCCAGCAGGACGAGAGGUGCCCCAGCAGCCCCGUGGAGUUCCACGACGACAGCAAGUCCUGCAGCAGCAGCAGCGAGUGUGGCACAAACCACGAUUUUGUGUGCAACUGGAUUGACUGCGAUAGAGUUUUUGACACACUGGAGGCCCUUGCCCAGCACGUCACCCAGCGGCACGCCAUUGCUUCCAUUAACGACGGACUCUACUACUGCCGCUGGCGAGGAUGCCAGCGCAGCGAGCGGGGAUUCAAUGCCCGCUACAAGAUGCUUGUCCACACCCGCACCCACACCAAAGAGAAGCCGCACCGCUGCCACUUGUGCGAGAAGUCCUUCUCUCGGGCGGAGAACCUCAAGAUCCAUAUCCGGUCGCACUCCGGCGAGAAGCCCUACAAGUGCAGCUUCGAGGGCUGCCAGAAGGCGUACUCCAACUCCUCGGAUCGCUUUAAGCACACACGCACCCACUCCACGGAGAAGCCGUACAUGUGCAAGGUGGCUGGUUGCCAGAAGCGCUACACGGAUCCCUCGUCGUUGCGGAAGCACGUGAAGACCUUUAAGCACAGCAUCCACCUGAUCGCCAGCCAGCCCCUCACGCUGCCCACGCAUGCCGUUCCCCGCCUCCUAGAAGCAAGCAGCGACUCAGCCUUCAUAUGCCUGCCCGCUGCCGCCGGCAGCGUGGAGUCCACAUGCUCCUCUACCUCAGCCCGCUACUACGACGACUCCAAUAACGAGCCUAGCGACUACUCGCUGAAGCCAAAGCCGGAUGCGGAGUACUCGUCUAGCUACUGGCUGAGCGAACGGCAGCACAGUUACCUCCAGAGCGAGGACGACUUCUACGUAAAGAUGGACGUGGAGUCCCCGCUAGAUCUGCGCAUGCAUAGAAUUUGAAUUGGCAACCAAUGAUGCCUCUUGUCUCUCUCUUCCCCGUCUCUAGUCAUUAUAUGCUGUCCCCCAGCUCUUGUCACUACUCCUAGAUUACUAUUUAACCUGAUUAAAGACUGUUGUAUU
Messenger RNA from Drosophila serrata, 1387 nucleotides. It is a transcript of the gene sug, whose product is annotated as sugarbabe. Gene Ontology annotation, biological process: regulation of transcription by RNA polymerase II. Gene Ontology annotation, cellular component: nucleus. Gene Ontology annotation, molecular function: RNA polymerase II cis-regulatory region sequence-specific DNA binding; DNA-binding transcription factor activity, RNA polymerase II-specific. The record is from RefSeq and is a predicted model, not a curated record. Lineage: Eukaryota; Metazoa; Arthropoda; Insecta; Diptera; Drosophilidae.